CACGUGAGGAAAAAUCAAAGCCUAGAGACGAGAGUGCUCUCUCUCUUCCACUCAUUGUUGUGUUGUACUGCUGUGCUGCUUCUUCUUCUUCUCCUUCUUCUCCUUUCUAUUCUUGUUAAUUGAGAGGCUGUGCUACGUUGGAGAGUGCCCCAUUCAAGAUGGUGUCAACCUCUGGGAAGUCCCUUGGCUUACCCUCUCCUAUGAAAGUGGUUAUCUUCGUGUCCCUCGCCCUCGUCGCCGCACGCGGGGAGCUCGCCGCCUCCGCGCAAGUCAACCGCAGCGUGGCAUCCUUGCCGGCGGUGAUCGUGUUCGGCGACUCGAUCAUCGAUCCCGGGAACAACAACGGCAUAAACACGAUAGUCAAGUGCAACUUCCCGCCGUACGGGAGGGAUUUCGCGGGAACGAAGCCGACCGGAAGGUUUUGCAACGGGAGAAUCCCCUCGGACAUGCUCGUCCAAGCAUUUGGAAUUAAAGAGUACUUGCCGGCUUAUUUGGACCCGAGUCUCAAAUUAGAAGACCUCCUCACCGGCGUAAGCUUCGCUUCCGGCGGAUCCGGUUUUGAUCCUCUCACCUCAAAAAUCGCCUCGGUCUUGUCGCUAUCGGAUCAACUAGACCUGUUUAAGGAGUACGUGAAAAAGAUUAAAUCAGGCGCUGGAGAAAAGAAGGCAUCAAACAUCGUCACGAAGAGCCUCUAUUUAGUGGUGUGCGGGAGCGACGAUAUUGCAAACACAUACUACUCGACUCCAUUCAGGAGAGGGGAAUAUGACAUACCGGCCUACACCGAUCUUAUGGUUAAUUCAGCUUCAAGCUUCUUUCAGGAGCUCUAUGGAUUAGGAGCAAGAAAAAUUGGAGUUCUGAGUCUACCACCGAUUGGAUGUGUGCCCUCACAGAGAACCCUUGAUGGAGGAUUAGGAAGAGCCUGUUCAGAGCCUGCCAAUCAAGCAGCAACCCUCUUCAACUCCAAGCUCUCCUCAGAAAUAGACUCCCUCAACCAGAAGCUCCCUGGCGCUAAUCUAAUCUAUAUAGACAUCUACUCUUCAUUGCUCUCUAUCAUCCAAAACCCAAAGCAGCACGGAUUUGAAGUGGCGAACAGAGGGUGCUGUGGUACCGGGAACAUAGAAGUGAGCGUACUGUGUAACGACCUGGACGAUAUCCAGACAUGCCAAGAUGACACAAAGUACGUCUUCUGGGACAGUUACCAUCCAACUGAGAAGGCCUAUAAGAUCCUGACGGAUCAAAUGAUCAGCAAGUAUGGUGACAAGCUUAAUUGAAACUGGUCGGUGUUAUUAGUUGUUUACGGGUGAAUUGGAAUAGUAAGUACGCCUCGAAGUUUCCAUAAGGCCCCCUGCUUCGCAUUAUAGAUUGUAACGGUGGCAGUUGAAAAUUG
Syzygium oleosum is the source of this 1387-nucleotide messenger RNA. Its product is annotated as GDSL esterase/lipase EXL3-like. Gene Ontology annotation, molecular function: hydrolase activity, acting on ester bonds. Gene Ontology annotation, cellular component: extracellular region. Bases 159 to 1271 code for a protein of 370 amino acids. The transcript has 5 exons. The record is from RefSeq and is a predicted model, not a curated record. NCBI's taxonomy places the organism in Eukaryota, Viridiplantae, Streptophyta, Magnoliopsida, Myrtales, Myrtaceae.